AUGAUUAUGUUCACUUUAUCUUCGUCGUAUCAGGAUAGCGGGUAUAAUAGCCCAUGCUCCCCAUCAACGUCAACAAGUUUCGACACACCGUUCCGAUCUCAAAGGAUUGCCGGUGUCAUUAGAAGAAAAUUGGAUUUUUCUGCUUCUCCGACAGCCAAAACAGUAAAUGUUGCCACCCAAACAGUUUGCAUGGAUCUGAGAUGCCAAAGGAUAGCUCGACGUCUUUCAUUCCUUUGUGAUGAAUUCGAUAGAGAAUACUUUCAAAAGAAAGAGGAAUGCCCUUCUUACUUCACUCUGAGGAUUCUGGAAAAUGUGAUCAAACUACUCUUCUAG
Messenger RNA from Auanema sp. JU1783, 333 nucleotides. Lineage: Eukaryota; Metazoa; Nematoda; Chromadorea; Rhabditida; Rhabditidae. The record is from the annotation of a GenBank genome assembly.